UAUGUAGCCUCUCUCCCUCUCGCGCGCGCGCUCACACACACACAUACACUGCGUGUUUGGUUUUCAAGAAAUUGCAUAAUCUUUUCUUUUUCCCUUUUCUCUUCUUGUUAUUUGUGGGCAAGAUAUGUUAAAAUAGUCAGAGGCUUCUAAGGGGGGGAAAGAGAGGCUUGAAGUAAGGAUUGGUCGAAAUGGUUAAAAAAAAUAGGAAAAUUGUAUCACAGAAAUUUAAUGAUUUUGAUGCAAUAUCCUGCAAUGAAUUGCGUAAAUUGAUGCGUAAAGACGUCGCGGACGAGACCUACAUGGGCGCUCUGGUGAAAAUAAUUUCCGAGAAGAGUAGGGCGAAGCCAAAUGAAGAGUUGAGAUUAAACGAUGAUGUUGAUGAGGAUGAAGACGAUCCUGAUUAUAUGCUUAUUUUAGGAAAACUGAAGAAGCAUGGCAACGCUUAUAGAGCUGAAUACGUGGAAGAAGAUGGUCCGAGGGCUAUCAUCAAAUAUGAAGAAGCUUCAAGUUCAGACACAGAGUGUGAUCAAGAACAAAUAGAUGGACCUUUGAAUCCGAUGCCUCUUGCAGAGGUUCAAGGCAUUCUUGAUUCACACCUUGCUUCGAGUAGGGAGGAGAUCAAGAAGCUGACUAAAAGGAAAAAAAGGAGCAAGUCCAAUAAUGAGAGGGAAGAGAAUGCAACGUUGUUGUCACACUCUACCUAUUCCCGUGCCCCUCACACUCCCGCUGCCAAAGGAGAUUUGGAUUUGGAUAAAAACUCUGGUCAACAACAAUAUAGAAGGAAGUUAAGGAGUUAUAAUACGAAACGAGUUGAUGAACCUAUCAAUAGGGUGAAGGAGAUGGAAAAGGUGACUAGGACAGAUCCGCUGAGUAAGUCCAAGAUUGGCAAGGAAGAGAAUGUUGUGGUGAUGGAGCCUGUUUCCCAUACCUAUUCACGAACACGCAAAAAGAACAAGUUCAAGAGUGAGUAUGGUGAUGAGAAAAUCCAACUCGACCCUGAAUGUUACACGCGAAAUCGUAAAGGGAAUAAGUUCAAGACUGAGUGUAAUGAAGAGAAAAUUCAACUCGACCGUGAUUAUCAUUUAUGGAAUAAAAAACUCAAGCUUGUCAACGAUCAUCUUAUUUACACUACCGGGGAUAUUGAAGUAGUGUAUGAACUGAAGAGUGGAGAGCGUGAUCGGAUGAAAGAGGAUGAUGACGACAACGAAUCCUCUGAUGUGGAAAUCAUAGACAUCGAUACAUUCCGCAAGAUGAUUAAUAGGGGUACAACGGGGCAGUCUGCGUUUAGGGACAAGGUUAUUGCUGCUCUUAGAAAACCUUUUGAUUUCGAUGAGUAUGAUCAGCGAUUGCUAGAUAUCGAAAAACCAUCGCUGAAAGAACGCCAUUUAGAUCUGCGUAAUGGGAGAGAAAGAUCUGUUGGAAAGCCGGAACCUGGAAAGUGUUAUCUUGAUUACCAUCCAGCUCUCAAUAAAAAGCUCUUACAAGCGGAAGGCGACCUGCCAAAAAAAUUAAACCUUCUACGAGGAUUCUUCUUAUGGAUUGAGGUAUACCAAAAAAAUUCUGAGUCUGAACUGCUCAAGAAAUUGCUAUGCAUCAAGAAACAGUGCAAAUUUCGAUAUCAGUUCAUUCGAAGCCAAUCCCUUGAGAGGCAGCCAGAGGAAUUCAGCCCUUGGCUCGACAAAGAAUGCCUCGCCGUGCGCCCAGGGUCCGGCUAAGGUGACAUGUGAAUCAAGAUUAUGUAAAGAUCUCAUCUUUUUUGGCAUGUUUGGAUCAUGUAGGCUAUACUCAAUAUUUUGGUUGUUUAAGGAAAUGCCACUUUCUAAAUGAAGACUACGAUAUCAUUAUCAAUGUUUAAAUGUCAUCGCA
Salvia splendens (bonfire salvia) is the source of this 1866-nucleotide messenger RNA. RefSeq lists its product as uncharacterized. Lineage: Eukaryota; Viridiplantae; Streptophyta; Magnoliopsida; Lamiales; Lamiaceae. The coding region runs from base 189 to 1715 and encodes 508 amino acids. The transcript is spliced from 6 exons. The record is from RefSeq and is a predicted model, not a curated record.